This is a messenger RNA of Perkinsus marinus ATCC 50983, 468 nucleotides long. RefSeq lists its product as hypothetical. Gene Ontology annotation, molecular function: protein binding. The coding region runs from base 1 to 468 and encodes 155 amino acids. The transcript has a single exon. The record is from RefSeq and is a predicted model, not a curated record. NCBI's taxonomy places the organism in Eukaryota, Perkinsozoa, Perkinsida, Perkinsidae.
AUGACUAGUCCUACUACUUCCUCACCAACUGGGCGGUGUUCGGGCGAUUUCUGCGUCGCUGACAGGAAGGUGUUCCCCAGCCUUCUUCCAUCUGGCCAGAUAACUACCGAGUCCUUCAGUUUCACUGACCAUGGUGUAUGGUAUCUAGCUGGCUACUCUAGUGAUGAUGGUAUCCGUAUGCUUUGGAGACUCGAAUGCAACCAAUGGUUACCUGUUGCUGAGAAGGCUCUCUCUAAUAUCGAGGCUUCGGGCAACGAUAUGUUCGUGUUCGGCAUCAGCGAGGGUGACGUUGUCGUUUUCGAUCCGGAGAGUUACAAUGCUUAUCGUACAAUAGCUCUGGCGGAUCCUUCUAAGGAAUACACGGGAGUCACCUUUGAUCGAGACUCGAAUAUUCUAUAUGUAACUGAGAAGGCUACUGGUCGGAUUGCUCGGUUCAUAGGUCAGGGGGGGAGUGUGGACUCCAAUUGA